GCUCCUCCGGUGUCAUGGCGCCUCUGUCCACAUCCUGAAUGUUGCUGAGAGACACGCCACCUCUCACAACCACCUUUCUGCGUGACUUCUGCCGGCUCUGCGCUGCGGGGAAGAACCGUGAGCGACCAUCAGGUCGCACCAUGGUGACGGAGGCAGUGACCUUUAAGGAUGUGGCUGUGAACUUCACUGUGGAGGAGUGGGCUUUGCUGGAUUCAUGCCAAAAGAAGCUCUACAGAGAUGUGAUGUCAGAGACACUUCAGAACAUGGCUGCCAUAGGAGAAAACUGGAAUGACCAGCAAAUUGAAGAUGAAUGCAAAUAUUGGAGGAGAAAUCUAAGAAGUGAAGAGGUAGAAAAGUGUUGGGAAUGCAAAUUAUGCUGUCAACAUAGAGAAGUGUUUGUUUGGACUCCAGAUCCUCAUAUGAACAUGCAACCACUUGGUACAAAACCAGCUGAAAACCUUGCUUGUAGAAUUCCCCUGAUGAGUCAUUCAUCAUUAAAUGUGCCUAUCCGAACUCCCACUACCCUUAAAUCAGGGGAGAAUCAGGUAUUUGAAGACAAGGUUUCCAACUCUAAUGAACAUGGGAGAACUUGCAGUAAUUUCCAGACCCUUCAACAGGAUGCAAGAAUAAACCCUGAAGAGACACCCUGUGAAUAUAAGCAAUGUGGGAAAUCUUACUCUGAUUGCACUGAAGGAAUUCACAUUCAAGAGAAGCCCUUUGCAAGUAAGCAAGAUGCAAAAGACUUCAGUACACUCAAUUAUUUUCAGCUUCCUGAAAAAAAUCACAGUGCAAUGAAUAUUUCUGUAUAUACUCAAGAUGGAAGAGCUUUAAAUUUUCACCACAGUAAUCAAAUACAUGAAAGGGAUCACAGAGGAGAAAAACCCUAUAUAUGUCAACACUGUGGGAAAGCUUUCACUAAUAACUCUUCAUUUUGUAGACAUGAAAGAACUCACAAGGUGGGUAAACCUUAUGUAUGCAAGCAAUGUGGGAAAACAUUUCUUCAUUGUAGUUCAUUAUGUAGACAUAAAAGAACUCACACUGGACAGAAACCGUAUGUUUGCAAGCAGUGUGGGAAAGCUUUCACCACAUCCAGUCAUUGUCAAACACAUGAAAGAUCUCACACUGGAGAGAAACCUUAUGUAUGUAAGCAAUGUGGAAAAGCAUUUCCUUAUCACAGUUCAUUUUAUAAACAUAAAAGAAUUCACACUGGGGAGAAACCCUAUCUAUGUAUGCAGUGUGGGAAAGCCUUCACUAAUUCUAGUUCAUUUUGUAGACAUAAAAGAACUCACACUGGAGAGAAACUCUAUAUAUGUAAGCACUGUGGGAAAGCUUUUAGCACACAUGGUUGUUGUCAAAUCCAUGAAAGAACUCACAGUGGUGAUAAACCCUAUGUGUGUAAACAAUGUGGGAAAGCUUUCACCACACACAUGCAAUAUAAAAUACAUGAAAGAAAUCACACUGGAGAGAAACCCUAUGUGUGUAAGCAAUGUGGGAAAGCUUUCAGUACACUCAUUCAAUGUCAGAGCCAUAACAGAACUCACACUGGGGAGAAACCUUAUGUAUGUAAACAAUGUGGAAAAACAUUUCCUUACAAAAGUUCACUUUAUACACAUAAAAGAAUUCACACAGGGGAGAAACCCUAUGUAUGUAAGCAAUGUGGGAAAGCUUUCACCACUCAUAGUCAUUGUAAAAUACAUGAAAGAAUUCACACUGGAGAGAAACCCUAUGUGUGUAAGCAGUGUGGGAUAGCUUUUAUCACAUUCAGUCUAUGCCAACUGCAUGAAAGAACUCACACUGGAGAGAAACCCUAUGUAUGUAAGCAAUGUGGGAAAGCUUUCAGCAGACACAGUCUUUGUCAAAGACAUGAAAGAACACAUACUGGAGAGAAACCUUAUGUAUGUACACAUUGUGGAAAAACUUUCAGGCAAAAAGGUCAUUGUAAAAUACAUGAAAGAAUUCACACAGGGGAGAAACCUUUUGUGUGUAAGCAGUGUGGAAAAGCAUUCAUUGCACAGAGAUAUUGUCAAAUACAUGAAAGAAGUCACACUGGUGAGAAACCCUACAUGUGUAAAGAAUGUGGGAAAGCUUUUACUACACGUGGUCAUUGUCAAAGACAUGAAAGAACUCAUCGGUGCAAUAUAAAGGAAAAACCAUACAAAUGUAAGAAGAAUGGGGAAGCUUUCACCACACAGAGUGAAUGUCAAAUACAUGAAAGAAAUCACACUGUGAAGAGACCUAUACAUCUGAUCUAGUCACAGAAGCCUUCAGUUAUUCCAGGAAUCAUAGACAUUAACAAAGUCACAGACAAUUAACUGUGAGUACAUAAUGUGACAUGCUUCCAUGAAAGGAUGCACAGUGGAGAGAAGCCCUUUGUAAGGGAUAUGGAAAAUCUUUAGUACACACAGGUAUUAAAUGUAUAAAAGAAUUCAUAGUGGAGAACAUCUGAACACAUGUGAAUCAUGUGAGAAACAUUGUAUUUUCCCCAAUACAUUUACAUACAUGAAAGAAUAUGCAUGGGGAAAAGCCAUGUGUAUCAGGCAGUGGUUACUAGAGAAACAUUUAAUACAAAAUAUACAAAUACAUUGUAAAGAAAAAUUUAUAAGAUUGGCUUAUAAUGGCCUCCCACAGAGUCAGGUAUGGUAGAGUGCAAAAAGUGUCUGCACAUUAGAAAUUCAAAGGAUUUUGUCAAGGGCAUGGAUCUCAGUGUAGUGUCCUGUGCAGAUCCAUAUCAGGAGGCUGAACGUUCUGCACUGGAAGGCUGAAGUCUGGACUGGAAGUGAUGAGAGGAGGAGCAAGGUCAAGGUGAAGACUGGAGUUCCUCCAAAGAAAUAGAAGGAAGCCUUCCUUCUUUGUUUCCCUUUUAUACCAUCCUGGUCACAGUUCUCCCUAGGGUGGAUUUUCUGCAUCCACAAUAAUGAAUGCAGAGCCAGUUUAGGUGGGUGUUUCUUACCCUAGUUGACACAAUCAGUUGUGUAUCACAAUGCACCCUUUGUCACCUUGACAACCAGAUAUGUUUUUCAAACCAUAGUCCCAGAUACAAAGACAAGUUCAUAAUUAGGCCUAACAUGUUAUAGCUAUGUUGCAGACAAGCAAAUACACUGAUUCUCUCCCCAGUGUAGAAGGGAGGUUUUCUUUGUGUGAUGCUUAUUCCUAACAUUUCAUAAAUUGAACCUUUAACAUAAGUUUAACAAUAUUUGAGAAACUGUUAAGUCUAUCAACAUUAUGUUACACUGGAAGAAUAUUAAGAGAGGACUUACAGCCUUUGUUUCUGUGACUGAUCAAGGGGUCACAGCUGGUAUUUAGAACUAGUUUGUACUACCCAUUCUGUAUUCCCUUGGCCUUCAGCAAGCACCUCAGCAGGUCUUGGUUCUGUCCCUGGUGGGGUAACUCAUUUUUUCAUUCCUGAGGGUUCUGGGCAAUUUCACAUUCUGCUUGGAUUGAUUCGUUGUUUCUCUAUUGACUUUAAUAACAGCUCAUGGUAGUACUAGUAGGUGACCUCAGGGACCUCCUGAAACUCUAAAUAUAUUCUUCCUUUCCUCAU
Messenger RNA from Chinchilla lanigera (long-tailed chinchilla), 3541 nucleotides. Its product is annotated as zinc finger protein 14-like. Gene Ontology annotation, molecular function: RNA polymerase II cis-regulatory region sequence-specific DNA binding; DNA-binding transcription factor activity, RNA polymerase II-specific. NCBI's taxonomy places the organism in Eukaryota, Metazoa, Chordata, Mammalia, Rodentia, Chinchillidae. The record is from RefSeq and is a predicted model, not a curated record. Gene Ontology annotation, biological process: regulation of transcription by RNA polymerase II.